CAACAACCGAUGUUCGUUGCCGUGCGGAAUGGCAGUAUACUGACAUCCGCAAGUUAGGUCUACUUACUGACGACGAGCGCGAACAUUUUGAGUCCAAGAUUAGUGAAAAUUAUUCUUUUCGCGCUCUCGGCGCUCAAGAAUGUCCCAAGUUGACUUCAAGUGUUAUCGGUAGUGCUUCACAUGCUGUGAGAGAAGCGAUAAGAAUCGGACAUCGUUUAGAUGGUUAUCAUUGCAAUAACAAUCUCUGUGGAGGUAUCGAUCCACGUCUAGCCAUUCUUAAAAACGCGGUCACAAAGGAAGUAGGUAACGUAUCCGGAGUACCAUCGUGCCGCGCAUGCCCGAAAUGCGGUAUAAUCAUCGAACAUGACCGCAAAUGCAAGCAUAUGACAUGUCUUUGCGGUCAAGAAUUCUGUUUCAUUUGUCUUGGCCAGCGUCACCCGCAAAACGGCUGGUCAUGCGGUACAUUCAACAGUGUUUGUGAAAUUGCUCCUGUACAGACCAUUAUCCCCGGCUUAUAA
This is a messenger RNA of Scutellospora calospora, 518 nucleotides long. Lineage: Eukaryota; Fungi; Glomeromycota; Glomeromycetes; Diversisporales; Gigasporaceae. The record is from the annotation of a GenBank genome assembly.